Venustampulla echinocandica is the source of this 849-nucleotide messenger RNA. RefSeq names its product Protein kinase-like (PK-like). Gene Ontology annotation, cellular component: cytosol; EKC/KEOPS complex; nucleus. The transcript has a single exon. Bases 1 to 849 code for a protein of 282 amino acids. Gene Ontology annotation, biological process: protein phosphorylation. Gene Ontology annotation, molecular function: protein serine/threonine kinase activity; ATP binding. Lineage: Eukaryota; Fungi; Ascomycota; Leotiomycetes; Helotiales; Pleuroascaceae. The record is from RefSeq and is a predicted model, not a curated record.
AUGACCGCUCAGAUUCAAGAAAUACCGCCAAUACCACAGGCGGCACCACUAGAACCUCCAGUUCCACCAAAGUCAUCCAAUCUUCUCCCGGUAACCUUCCAAAAUGACCCCGCUCCUCCAGAACUCAUAGCCCAAGGCGCCGAAGCCCUUCUCUACCGCACAACCUAUCUCCUCCCCAGCAUACCCUGCGCGCUUAAGUACCGUCCCUCGAAACCAUAUAGACAUCCCAUCCUCGAUACCCGGCUCACGAAACAUCGGAUAUUGUCAGAGGCGAGAGUGUUGGUGAAGUGUAGAAAGGAGGGCGUCCCGGUUCCGGCGGUAUAUGCACUAGAUGAGAAAGCCGGGUGGUUGAUGUUUGAAUGGAUAGAAGGGGAGGUUGUGAGGGUUAGGCUGAACGAGUGGCUGCGUAGAAGGAAGGGGGUUGAGGGAGGGAUACAACUGGGAGAGGAAUACUUGAGGGCCCUGAUGAGGAGAAUUGGGAGUGCGCUGGGGAGGAUGCAUGGCAUUGGGAUUGUGCACGGGGAUUUAACGACGAGUAAUAUGAUGUUAAGGCCGAGUAAGAACGAAGCUGUUAGUGCGGCGGGGGGCUCUGAGACUGAGGAUCAGAUAUUAGACGGGGAUAUUGUUCUGAUCGAUUUCGGACUCGCCAGUCAAGGUACGCAGGAUGAGGAUAGGGCGGUUGAUCUAUAUGUGUUGGAGCGCGCUUUUGCUAGUACACACCCGAGAGCAGAGCCGUUGUUUUCGGAGGUGCUGGAUGCGUAUGGGAAGAGUUUUAAAGGGGCUCAUAUCGUGCUGAAGAAAUUAGAGGAUGUUAGGAUGAGAGGAAGGAAACGAAGCAUGCUGGGUUAA